AUGAGCGACCAGCAUGAAGCGAACUCGCUCACGGACGAGCAAGCCGACGCCCUCCUCGACAUGGACGACGCGGAAGAGAUGAUCGAGCACGAUGAAGACGCCGCCAUGGACUCGGGAGACGAAGACGGCGAAGACGGAGAGGAUGUAGACGUCGAGGGACCGCUAGAGGAGAUCCAGCUCCAGAACGACAGCGUGGCACACUUCGACGCACACAAGGACAGCAUCUACUGCAUAGCCCAACACCCUCUGCGACCGGAAAUCGUAGCCACAGGCGGAGGCGACGACAUAGCAUACAUCUGGGACUCAACGCCUGUGCAACCUGGCACUACUGCCAACGAGGGUCCCGUACUACCUAAGAGCUACGAAAGUAACCCACAACCGACGGAACGCCAAAGCCAACCCAUCCUAUCCCGGCUAGACCAACAAGACGAGACCGUAAACGCCAUAACCUUCCUCCUCCCCUCCGGCGACUACAUCGCCACCGGCACACUGGCAGGGAAACUCAACGUUUACCUCACCCUCUCCACCACAACCAACACGCUUACUCCUCAACCCGCCCACCUCCACGCCUCCGUCAAAGAAGUGGAAAGCAUCGAAUGGAUCCUCCCCUCCCCCCACAAAACCUACACCAACACUUUCGCCCUCGGCGCGUCCGACGGUAGCGUAUGGAUCUACACCGUGCAACCCACCACCACCACCUCCAAUUCCAACAACGAGGCGCCCCUAAUCCUAACCAAAUCCUUCUUCCUCCACCAAGCCCCCUGCACAGCCGGCGCCUGGACCCCCGACGGCAAAUUGCUCGCCACGGUGUCCGAAGACAGCAGUCUCUACGUCUGGGACGUCUUCGGCGAAGCUGCCGCGGCGGGGCUCACGGCCUCGAGUGGAUCGGAAGCCAUUGUAGCGCUGACAGCGGCGGACGAAAGGUUUAGGGUAGAUGGAGGGUUAUACUCCGUCGCCAUCUCGCCCGGAGGCGGGAUCGUCGCGGUCGGUGGGGCAGAAGGGCAGAUUCGGGUGGUCGGCCUACCUCGGCUCUCCGCCACGAACUCAUCGACCGGGACAACCGGCGCAAAGGGAGCAGGCGCCCGAUCCAAAACCGGCGGAGCGAAACAAGCACCCGCUCCCGCAGCAGCGAGCGCAGGCCAAACCGGCCAAAUCCUCGCCUCCCUGCAAGCCCAAUCCGACGGCAUAGAAACCCUCUCCUUCUCCCAACCCCCCCUCACCCUCUUGGCCGCGGGAAGCGUAGACGGCAGCAUCGCCCUCUUCGACGCCGCGCACAACUUCGCCCUACGUCGACAUAUCCCUGCCGCGCACGAGGAGGAAGCGGUGAUUCAGGUCGAGUUUGUGAAGACGCCGUUGGGGACGGUGAAUGAGCGGGGGUGGGUGUUGACGAGUGGGGGGAAUGAUGGGGUGGUUCGGAGGUGGGAUGUUAGGGGUGGGAGUACGGGGACGGGGACGGGUGGGGGUGGGGGUGAGGGACAGGGGAAGGGAGCGGGGAAGGGGUUGGUGGGGGAGUGGAGGGGACAUAGAGGCGGUGGGGACGGGGGCGGGGUGAUGGGGUUUGUGCAGGGGGGGUUUGGGGGAGGCAGGGUGGUUACGGCGGGGGAUGAUGGGGUGGGUUUGGUUUUUGAGGUGGAGUGA
Baudoinia panamericana UAMH 10762 is the source of this 1638-nucleotide messenger RNA. RefSeq lists its product as uncharacterized. The transcript has a single exon. The record is from RefSeq and is a predicted model, not a curated record. Lineage: Eukaryota; Fungi; Ascomycota; Dothideomycetes; Mycosphaerellales; Teratosphaeriaceae. Gene Ontology annotation, molecular function: protein binding. The coding region runs from base 1 to 1638 and encodes 545 amino acids.